UAGGAGCAUCAUAUAUAUUUGAUGAUGUGGCUUCAUUGAGAUCAACCUGACAAAAUGGCCACGGAUAAACAAAAUGAAUGCUCAUGUUCCUUCCAUAUCAGAAUCCUCUACUUUGCUUUUUCAAUUCUCUGUUUUCUCACAAUUUCGAUGUUUGUGCUAACAUUCUGCUACGUAUCGCAAUUGCGAGAAACCAGGCUCUGCCUCCCCGAAGCUUCAGGGGAACCCUACGUUCGAGGAACCGCUACCAUUUCUCAAAGCGAUCGCUCGCACCGUGAGUUUGCUGGAACGGGAGGCCACCCAAAUGCUAACACUUUAAAUGACAAUUUUCAUCAAAUUUUCGAAGAUGGAAAUGAUUUGGAAGCUGAGAAAGGCAGAAAGCAUGGUGCGGAAACAGGAGAAAAUGGGAUUUACAGUGAGAAAACUAGGAACUUGAGCGCAAUCAGAAAGGAAGAUGGGGAUAUUUCUCGGCGAGCUAGAAGGAAUGUGAAUGGAGUGAAUGGUAGAAGGCUUCAAGUAUUAGCAACAGUGCCCAUAUCUAUUCCCCUUUCUUCAAUAGCAAACGUAUGCAACUGGACAAACGGAGAAUGCCCAACAGGUCCAAAAGGAAACCCUGGUCCUGUAGGAUUGACUGGUCAAAUCGGUCAGAGGGGUCUUCCUGGACCAAGAGGAGAGCCGGGUGUUAGAGGGAAGCGAGGAGAUCGAGGACCCAAGGGCCAAGCGGGAGAAAAUGGAGAUCGAGGGGCUCGUGGUGAAAAAGGAGACAUGGGUUUAUCUGGACCACAAGGACCUCCUGGUAUUCAAGGGACUCAGAUUGACAACUGUUCAUGCCUGGUAAUGAAUAUAUCAGCUCUUCUCCAGCGCCUCAACGAGCUCACAGCUAACAAGACGUCUCUCUUGAACUUUGUGCAGAUGUCUAUCGCAAAAACGGUUACCUGUGGGUGCCCCGGACCACCAGGCCCCGUGGGUCCCCAGGGAGAGGUUGGGCCAAAAGGGGAUAGGGGUUUGGUCGGCCUUACAGGAUCUACCGGGGAUAAGGGCGAGCGUGGGUCUCUGAUAGACGGUGAAGGACACAUAUUGCAUGGUCCACCCGGACCUAAAGGAGACCAAGGCAUUUCUGGUUCAAGAGGUCCUAAGGGGGAUCCAGGGCUUGACGGUGUUGAUGGGAUAAUGGGUCUACCUGGGUUUAAAGGAGAAGCUGGUCCUCGUGGUAUUCUGGGUGAAGUGGGGGAUCCUGGACCGAUGGGAAUGAAGGGUUCCAAAGGGGAUAUGGGUCCGAUGGGAACCAGGGGCCAGAUUGGGUACGAUGGUCAGAAGGGUCGCAAGGGAGAAACGGGUAUCAUGGGACACAGAGGUGUUCCUGGAUCAACAGGACCGUUUGGACCGAAAGGAAUCAAAGGAGAUCAGGGCAAGAGAGGCGAGAUAGGCUACCCCGGUCUUACGGGUUCAUCUGGUCCGCCAGGAGUGCCCGGAACACCAGGCCGUGACGGAAUGAAAGGGCAAAAAGGAGAAAGGCAUAUUUAUGUGCUCCCAGAUGGUAAUGUGUCGCCUACAGAAUAUUCUUCUCUCACCCCAUCGGACUCGAACCCAACAACCAAGCCAGCUAACAUCGAACCCGAAAAGAUGUUCAAAAUCUACGAACCAAUCGUGAAAUCACAGUGCCGUUUGACGAAUAUUUCUUCUCCACGUGAGAUACACGCUAUGACAAGAUCAUACGGAGCCUGGAUGAAAGACACCUCUAUGGAUAGCAGACAUCCUGAUAUGAUAUGGGUUACUAUGCAUCACCGUGGUGCAAUACUCAUAGAGUACAAGAAUCUUGAUGAAAUGAAAAGGCGUCGCCUCUCAGCAACCUUCGCAUUGCCUUUCCAGUGGGAUGGUGCCGGUCACGUUGUAUACAAUGGAUCGUUCUACUAUCAUCAUCUCAACAAAGAUUAUAUCAUUCGAUAUGACUUGACUACAGGAUCCAUUAUUGAGCGCGCACAUGUUCCAUCUCUAGGUUAUGCCAGCGACGACUUGUUCCAACUAUCAUCCGGAUACACCAACGUCGAUUUCGCCGUGGAUGAAAACGGUCUGUGGAUCAUAUACCCAGUCACUCGCCCUGGAUCGGUCGGAAAACUCACCGUAUCCAAACUCGACCCUGAAUCACUGGAAAUCAUCACAACUAUCACGACGGAUCAUAACUUCGAGUCAACGGCCAAUGCGUUCAUUGUCUGUGGAGUCUUGUACACGACCAAAGGACCGCAUAGCCGACCAUCGAGGGUCGAUUUUGCUUUUGACUUGUUUAGAGAGGUUGUAUUGGAGGAUAUAAGUAUGAAUAUUCAAAACAGACAUCGUAAAACUGUGAUGCUCUCAUAUAAUCCUCGGGAUAGACUCCUCUAUGGAUGGGAUAAAGGAAAACUUCUGACUUAUGAUGUCGCCAUCAAGGAAUAUACAGACGAUUAA
This is a messenger RNA of Strongylocentrotus purpuratus (purple sea urchin), 2439 nucleotides long. Its product is annotated as gliomedin-like. The record is from RefSeq and is a predicted model, not a curated record. Bases 55 to 2439 code for a protein of 794 amino acids. The transcript is spliced from 12 exons. Gene Ontology annotation, biological process: signal transduction. Lineage: Eukaryota; Metazoa; Echinodermata; Echinoidea; Camarodonta; Strongylocentrotidae.